Messenger RNA from Carassius gibelio (silver crucian carp), 875 nucleotides. RefSeq names its product alanine--glyoxylate aminotransferase 2, mitochondrial-like. Lineage: Eukaryota; Metazoa; Chordata; Actinopteri; Cypriniformes; Cyprinidae. Gene Ontology annotation, molecular function: pyridoxal phosphate binding; L-alanine:glyoxylate transaminase activity. Gene Ontology annotation, cellular component: mitochondrion. Gene Ontology annotation, biological process: glyoxylate catabolic process. The record is from RefSeq and is a predicted model, not a curated record.
AUGGGUUGUGUUCACUGUAGACCAUGUGUCCGCAUGUGUUCAGGGGCCUCUGGGGAGACUCCUCAGUUCAAACCAUCGGAGAAUGCAGCUGCUCCCCAGGUCCAGAUUGGCUUUGGCUGCACAGGAAGCCACUUUUGGGGUUUCCAAGGACAUAAUGCUUUUCCAGACAUAGUUACCAUGGCAAAGGGCAUAGCAAACGGCUUCCCGAUGGGGGCUGUAGUGACCACAGCAGAGAUUGCCAGGUCAAGGGGACUUCAUUUCAACACGUUUGGAGGAAACCCAAUGGCCUGUGCAGUCUCCUCAUCAGUGCGAGAUACAAUAAUAGAGGACAAGAUGCAGGAGAACAGUGCUGAAGUGGGGACGUACCUGCUGACUGAACUGGCCAAACUCAGAGACAAGUACGAAAUCAUCGGUGACGUGAGAGGAAAGGGGCUUCAGAUCGGGGUGGAGAUGGUCAAAGACAAGGCCAGCAGGGACCCACUCCCUUCUGAGGCCAUGGCUGAGAUCUUCGAGGACACUAAAGACAUGGGUGUACUGAUCGGAAAAGGGGGGCUGUAUGGACAGACUUUCAGGAUCAAGCCUCCUACGUGCAUAACCUAAGACGACACAGUUUUCCUUGCUGUAUUCAACCAGGCAGUGCAAAACUACAUUGAAAGAAGAUAAGACAUGCAGAACGUGAUGAAGACACAUUGGCUCAUAUUUCAUCUGGAGAGUUAUACAUUACAUAACAGGUCUGGGCAGUUCAUCUAAAGACCACCAAAAUAACACAAUUUCACACUCACACUCCCUAAUGAGCACAUAGAAUGGCAGAGAAUGAAUGUGCAUAGCUCUUCUGCUGUUUUUGUUCAGACCAAUGUAAAUAUCAACUAUGUGAA